This is a messenger RNA of Lampris incognitus (smalleye Pacific opah), 5448 nucleotides long. It is a transcript of the gene sec31a, whose product is annotated as SEC31 homolog A, COPII coat complex component. The record is from RefSeq and is a predicted model, not a curated record. The transcript has 28 exons. The coding region runs from base 144 to 4361 and encodes 1405 amino acids. Gene Ontology annotation, molecular function: protein binding; structural molecule activity. Gene Ontology annotation, biological process: COPII-coated vesicle cargo loading; intracellular protein transport; endoplasmic reticulum to Golgi vesicle-mediated transport. Lineage: Eukaryota; Metazoa; Chordata; Actinopteri; Lampriformes; Lampridae. Gene Ontology annotation, cellular component: COPII vesicle coat; endoplasmic reticulum exit site.
CCAGUGGGGACGUGGAGUUCCACUGCGCCGCCGGGACCGACAGCUCCGGACUGACCGACCGACCUGCUGGAGACGGAGGGUAAAGGAGAGUGGACGCUGCUUGCACCCGUUUCAUGUACGCGUCCAUGUGACAAGCAGCGAGGAUGAAACUCAAAGAGAUCAACCGCACAGCCAUCCAGAGCUGGAGUCCUGCGCAGCACCACCCAAUCUUCCUGGCAACAGGAACAUCAGCCCAGCAGUUGGAUGCCUCAUUCAGCACCAGCGCCACAUUGGAGAUUUUUGAGUUGGAUUUGGCUGAGCCAUCUCUGGACAUGAAGUCAUGUGCCACCUUCUCCUCCUCUCACAGAUACCACAAGCUGGUGUGGGGUCCUCAUGGCAUGGAUACGCAGGGUCUUCCAUCUGGAGUUUUAAUUGCAGGAAGUGAGAACGGUGAUGUUAUCCUCUAUGACCCCGCAAAGAUCAUUGCAGGCAAUGCGGACGUGAUCAUUGCUCAAAGUGACAAGCACACCGGGCCAGUUCGAGCUCUGGAUGUCAACCCGUUCCAGACAAACCUGGUUGCAUCAGGUGGGAAUGAAUCAGAAAUCUAUAUAUGGGACAUGAACAACUUUGGGUCACCAAUGACACCAGGACCCAAAACUCAGCCUUUGGAAGACAUCAGCUGUGUGGCGUGGAAUAGACAGGUCCAGCACAUCUUGGCCUCCGCCAACCCCAGCGGCCGGGCCUCGAUCUGGGACCUCCGCAAAAACGAUCUCAUUAUCAAAGUCAGCGACCACAGCAACAGAAUGCAUUGUUCUGGGCUGGCCUGGAACCCCGAAGUUGCCACUCAGCUGGUGCUGGCCUCCGAAGACGACCGGAUGCCCGUGAUUCAAAUGUGGGACUUGCGUUUUGCCACCUCCCCUCUCAAGAUAUUAGAGAACCACACCAGGGGUGUCUUGGCCAUUGCCUGGAGCUUGGCUGAUCCGGAGUUACUUUUGAGUUGUGGGAAAGACAGCAAGAUUCUCUGCUGCGACCCAAACACAGCGGAGAUUCUGUACGAGUUGCCUACCAGCACCCAGUGGUGCUUCGACAUCCAGUGGUGCCCGAGGAAUCCUGCAGUGCUGUCGGCAGCAGCCUUCGAUGGACACAUCGACAUCUAUUCCAUCAUGGGAGGCAGCAACCAGGCCCAGAGCCAGAGACACGCGGACCAGAUCAGCACCUCCUUUGGGAAUGUCGAUCCUUUUGGGACCGGACAAACAUUGCCCCCCUUGCAGUUGCCCCAAACCACUGCCCCCCCAACCACAGUCAACCCCCUGAAGAAGCCUCCAAAGUGGAUCCGUAGACCUGUAGGGGCCUCAUUUGCGUUUGGUGGAAAGCUGGUGUAUUUGGAUAACACAAAAGCCAGCACCCAGCAGCCCGCUGCACAGGCCCUGCAGAUCUGCCAGGUGGUCACAGAAACGGCCUUUCUAAAGCGCUCGGACGAGCUGCAGGCAACACUGAGUGCAGGCAGCUUUUUGGAGUUCUGCCAGGCCAAGAUCGAUGCCGCCGGGAACCAGUUCGAGAAGAUUGUCUGGUCCUUCCUCAAGGUGAACUUUGAUACCGAUAUCCGUUGCAAGGUUCUGGAGCUUCUUGGAUACAAUAAAGAGGAGUUGGCAUUAAAGAUCACAGCAGCUCUAGAAGACAAGGCUGCUCGGCCUGUCCAGCCUGAGGCAGAUGAGGACCCAACUGCUCUGGCCAGCCUGCAGCCAUUAGCUGAACCUAAUCUCUUUACCCAGUGCGAUGACGCUCCUGAGGUAGUAUUUGACUUAAUAGCUGCAGCACAGCUCGAGUCAACAGGCCAACAGGAUAUGGAGGCCAACCUCAAUCUAGAGUCUGAUGACCCAGGGGUUGAUCCCCCUUUGGAAAAGAGCUUGGAGAGUACUCUGGCUGGGACACCAGAACCAAGUGCUGAUCAGGACUUCUUGGAGAAUGAAGAGGAAGACAUCCUUUUGGAGGAGGAGGUGACCGCCACAGCAGAAGAAGAACUCAGUCCUGGAACAGCAGAAGAAGAACUCAGUCCUGGAACAGCAGAAGAGGAACUCAGUCCUGGAACAGCAGAAGAGGAACCCAGUCCUGGAACAGCAGAAGAGGAACCCAGUCCUGGAACAGCAGAAGAGGAACCCAGCCCUGGAACACCAGAAGAGGGACCCAGUCCUGGAAGAAAGACCCCAACUGCAACUGAAGACCCUGCUGGGGUUGAAGCUCCAGCCCCAGUUACAGAAGGUGUCAGUCUCAGCAUCAGUCAAGAUGUGGACGGGCUGAUCACCCAGGCUCUUCUGACGGGAAACUUUGAGGGAGCUGUGGAGCUUUGUCUUCUUGACAAUCGCAUGGCAGACAGCAUCAUCCUAGCUAUUGCAGGAGGGGAUGAGCUUCUGAAGAAAACCCAGAAGAAGUAUUUCAUUAAAACACACAGCAAGCUCACCAAGCUGAUCAGUGCCGUGGUCAUGAAGGACUGGCAUGAUAUCCUGCAGACCUGUGCGCUGGAGAAUUGGAAGGAGGCUCUGGCAGCUGUCCUGACCUAUGCCCAGCCUGAUGAGUUCUCCUCUCUUUGUGACCUCCUUGGUGGAAGGCUGGAAGAAGCUGAAGACGGUCAACUGCAAGGCCAGGCAUGUCUGUGCUACAUCUGUGCUGGCAACGUUGAGAAACUUGUGUCCUGCUGGGCCAGAGCACAUGAUGGAUACUGUCCACUAACUCUGCAGGACCUGGUGGAGAAAGUGGUGGUGCUGCGCCGUGCGGUGGAGCAGACCCAGCGCUCUUCUCCUUCUGGAAUGGGAGAUGUUCUAGCUGAGUUGAUGAGUCAGUAUGCCAAUAUACUGGCCUCCCAGGGCAGCCUGUCUACUGCCAUCACGUUCUUGCCUGGCGACACCAACCAAGCGGCUGUGCAGCAGCUUCGUGACCGUCUUAGAUUUGCUCUUGGGGAACAGACGGGAACUCCUUCAGCUCCAGCUCCAGCCCCGACCCCGACCCAGACCAUUCAGCCCCAGCAUGCUGCAGGUGUGCCAAGGCACCCGUACAGCUCAGGCCAACCUGCUAUGGUACCUCAGCCGGCUGCCAACCCAGUGGCCAUGCCUCCACCUGCCCCUGCCCAGACACAACCUCGAUACUAUCAGCCAGUAAGGGCUGCCUCCACUGUCACCUCCUGGAGUAACCAAACUCCUACAGCCCUCCCCAAUAUCCCUCCUCCUCCUCUUCAGUUAGGCACUGCCUCAGAACAGCAGACAGAGCAGUCUCAGCCGCCGUACAGGAUGCCACCUGCUGGCGCUGCCGCCGCCCCGCCUCCCUCCUCCACUCCUGCAUACAUGUACUCUCAUCAGUACCAGCCCAACCCCCCGGUCAACCUGUUCCCACCUGGAGCUGCACCUGUCUAUCAGCCUCUCCAGUACUCUCCUGCUGCUCCCGUCCCUCCUCUUCCUGUUUCGUCCUCUUCCACCCCUCACGCCCCAGGCUUUCUGCCCGAGUACAUGCAGCCUGUUCCAUCUCAACCAGAUGUUCCACCCUAUCCCGGACCACCCCCGGUCAGCCAGACCAUGCACGCCUCUCCUCCUUCCCAUCCUCCCUCCUUUUCAACUGCAUCCUCCUCUUUUUCCCCUCCUUCCUCCUCUGGAGCGUCUUUUCAACACAGUUGGCCAGGAGCUCCAGUAUCUUACAUGCCACCUCCGCCACCGACUGGAUUAUCAGGACCUCAAAACGGCUGGAAUGAUCCUCCUGCUGUGAGCAGAGCACCGAAGAAGAAGGUUCCGGAAAACUACACUCCACCUGCCCCCAUCACCGCCCCAAUCAUGGCACCGCUAGGUAGUGAGCAAGCUCAACCGGCAUCACCCGUAGCCCCGCAGACUAUGGUCCAGAGCCAGCCUGGUGUCCAAGCGCAGUACCCAGGCAUGCAGCAGCAACUCGCCCCUCCAACGGCCAAUCCAGUCAUGCCCAAGACAAGUGUGGAGGGUGCACCAGGAGCACCAACCGGGGAUGUCAUACAGCCCUUGCAAUCAAUCCCUGCUGAGAAGAUAACGAAGAAGCCCAUCCCUGAUGAGCACCUAGUCCUGAAGACCACGUUCGAAGGGCUCAUCCAGAAAUGCUUGGCUGUAGCUAGUGAUCCUCAAACCAAAAGGAAGCUGGAUGACGCCGGCAAACGUUUGGAAGCCCUAUAUGACAAGCUCAGAGAGCAGGCACUCUCCCCAGCUAUUGUUGGAGGACUGCACAACAUGGCAAGGAGUGUAGAGUCCCGAUCCUACACAGAGGGCCUCAACAUCCACACCCACAUAGUCAGUAACAACAACUUCAGUGAAACGUCAGCGUUCAUGCCUGUUCUCAAGGUGGUGCUGACACAAGCCAACAAACUCGGGGUUUGAGCGAGCGGAAGUUCAAAACUACUUGUAAGUGCUGACUGGUGGAUGGAGAAUGAUCGCUUAAGGGCUGUCAUGAAUAUUGAGGAAAUUUUAUAUGAGUAAUGUGUAGCUUGUUUCACUGGGAGUUCAUUAGACAGAGUGCCCUCAAAAGUAUUGGGACAAAAAUGCUUAUAUUGUUAUCUCUCUAUUGAUUAUCGACUACUGUUGGCCGCUCCCGUUAGGGGGCGCCACAGCAGAUCAUCCUUUUCCAUCUCUUCCUGUCCUCUGCAUCUUCCUCUGUCACACCAGCCACCUGCAUGUCCUCUCUCACCACAUCCAUAAACCUCCUCUUUGCCCUUCCUCUUCUCCUCUUCCCUGGCAGCUCCUUAUUCACAUAUUCGGCAUCCUUCUCCCAACAUACCCAGCAUCUCUCCCCCACACACAGGCACAGGUUUCAUGCUGGAUGCCCUCCCUGACGCAACCCUCCAUUUGUCCGAGCUUGGGACCGGCACUGACAAUGCACUGGCUUGUGGCUGGGUCAUCUCUCUAUUGAUUAUACAAGAACAUAACCGUAGGAGGGCGGCACGGUGGUGCGGUGGUUAGCGCAGUCGCCUCACAGCAAGAAGGUCCUGGGUUCGAGCCCCGGGGUCGUCCAACCUUGGGGGUCGUCCCGGGUCGUCCUCUGGGUGGAGUUUGCAUGUUCUCCCCGUGUCUGCGUGGGUUUCCUCCGGGGGCUCCGGUUUCCUCCCACAGUCCAAAGACAUGUAGGUCAGGUGACUCGGCCGUACUAAAUUGUCCCUAGGUGUGAAUGUGUGUGAGUGUGUGUCGGCCCUGUGUGACGGUUUGGCGGCCUGUCCAGGGCGUCUCCCCGCCUGCCCCCCCAAGGACCGCUGGGAUAGGCUCCAGCAUCCCCACGACCCUGAGAGCAGGAUGAGCGGUUCAGAUAAUGGAUGGAUGGAUAACCAUAGGAAAAGGAAGCACUAGGUAAUGGAAAAGGUAACCACAGGGAUAGGGAUCGGCUGCUUGAUUGAUUGAUUGAUGGUUACAAGCAAUAACUGCAUCAAAUCUUUAUUCCACUCUCAUGGACAGGCUGUCUGCUUCUUUACUGGGG